This is a messenger RNA of Gasterosteus aculeatus aculeatus (three-spined stickleback), 5014 nucleotides long. Lineage: Eukaryota; Metazoa; Chordata; Actinopteri; Perciformes; Gasterosteidae. The record is from RefSeq and is a predicted model, not a curated record.
ACAGUUUCCGUGGUGACCAUUGACAAAACUCGGCCGUUGAGUCACAUGACGUCACACCAGAGCUCUUUGUGUCCAGCUGAUCUACCGGUGCCGUUAACGCUUGGAGCGCCGCGUCCUGGUUACUACAUCUACCAGGCCGGAGAAGAUGGGGUGCUGCUUUAGUAAGGAGCUCAACCCCGGCCUGCCAAGUGAGAGGAGCGGUCUGUUAGAGCCCCCGCGGAGUGAGGGGACAGACCGGGUAAGGCAGCACGCUGUGGCUGUGGCUCAGCAUGUGUGCUUGGACGAAGAGGACACACGUGUGGCAGAAGGACCGGCUCAGAGGAAGCGUCAGGAAGAAGAGGUCGGGCCUCCACAACGGGACCACAAAGUUGCGACGGAUUUGUCCGUGAUCGGCAGGGACGGCACCGCGGUGAGCGACGCUAUUAUUAACAGGACGGGGACAAACCUACACACAGACCAGCACACGGAGCCAGGCGGGACACAUGCUCCUAGGCCCAGCUGUGAACCAGCACCGUAUAUGGAGGUGCCCACGCGCACUCCAGCCAAACAGAAGAUUCUGGAGAAUGCCACACUCAGGGCUCAGUGGUUCAAUCAGCUCCCAAACGGGCAGCACAAACCGGCAAAAUGUUUGUCAGCUACCUCCAUGUUUCCCUCCCGCUCUGCUGACAUCAGGCAGAGCGAGGCGUCCGGCCAGCAGCCCAACGCUGACCAGGACCAGGAGGAAAGCCAGGAGGUCUUUGUCGACACCGCGGCACUGUGUCAAGGUUUUGAGAUCAGGACCCGGAGCUUCUACAGCAUAUGUUCCAUCGACGUCGACGACCUUGAGCAAGAACACGUCCAAGGCCAAUCGCAAACAGCUGGAACGACACACUUCCACACAGCUGAGGGAGGAACAGCUGCUCUGCCCUCUAUAGUGGAGUCUCCGGUCUCCAGCCAAUCACACGCUGAGGCAUCCACAGUCCGGAACCACGUCGCUGAAUCCAAAACACCCAGCCAGUCACACCAUGAGGAACCAGCUUCAGUUCAGUCUGCACAGACAAGCGCACCAGAGGAGACCACGGUAGCUCAUCCUGUUGUGUCUCAGCUGGUGGACUCCCCAUGUGACCCCCUGACCCCGUCCAGCAGUCGACGAGCCCGUGAGGAACGCAAAGCGUCCGCGGCAGACGACACUCCGCUUGAAGCAUUGAACGGACAGACCGCUGCAGAGGAUGAAUCCAAGGAUUACAUGUCGAUGACGUCACACACAGACCAAAGUGCAGGUACGGAGGAGGACGAUGAGCUCGUGCAGGGUGAGACGGUGGGAGGAUCCGAGCAGAGGGACGGUGUGUGUUCAGGGUUAGAGGGUGUUUACGUCGGGGGCCACAGAGCAGCACAGGAGACAGUGGGGGCUCCUCAGGAGGAGUUAGAUUCUGACUUCAAUCCUCUGGACGAUCAUCUACCUCGCGAGGCUCACCUGUUGACCCAGCAGGGAGGCACCAGUUCACCAGCGCCAGAUGAACCUGCUCACCCAGACACGCCCAGCCCGAGUCCUCCAGAGCCGGACUUCCACCCACAACCGCCACUCAGUGAGGGCAAACCGCCGCUAAAGAGCAACGCCAUCCCUGUGUGCGACGGCAGAGUGCACAGUGAGGAAGAGGAGGAGGCCGUACACAGCGGAACAGCAGAGACAACUCUUACCUCUGUGUCCUCGGUGUCCACCAUCUCAAUCGUGUCUUCUCUUCCCGUUGAACUCACUGCCUUUUCCUGCCACACAAAUGCAGACCUGCAGAACACAUCUCACCCCCGUGACUCCAUCCCGUCUAACUGCAUCAGAUCCGACCAAUCAGACGACCCCGCCUCUGAACUGAGCAGCACCGAGCCUCCUGGUCAAGACGUUGAAGCUCCAUCCUCUGACUGUGAGCUCAGCGAUCACAGGUUGGACGACAGCGGAAAACAGCUCAAUGGUCCUGAUGUGGAAUCUGACGUUGCCAUGGUCACAGACGAGGAUGUCCUCAUUAGCGACAAACAGGCUGUUGGAAAAACCAAACCAGAAAUCGGCGAGACAAGCAAACAAGUAGCGACAGAUUUUACAGAUGUUUUACCUAAAAAGCACCAAAACGGUUUCCUGUUGUCAGGGCAAGGGGACUGCCACACUCCCCCAAAAUCAGUCCCCUCCAGUGUUUCCUCUGACAGCGUGAAGCCUAAAGUCCACCUGCACGUGACAACGUCUGCACUGAGCAGCAACAUUCCUCCAGAAGCCCCCGAGACCCCGGCUUGUGGCGCCGAGACGGAAACCCUCGCCUGUGAUGAGUCCUUCGUCAUUCUUGCUGACUUCAGCUGCCCGGAUGAUCCGCCCUCGGCUCUGGUCUGCCAGCAGGACCUCCCCGUGGUCUCCGUGGACCAGGCGCAGAUCGACCUCUAUGCCUCGACUCCGUCAUACGAGAUCCACUGCGGGGGUCACGAGCCGCCUGCGACUGCCGAGGAGGGAGAGAGGGAGGGAGGGAUGAUGGAGAUGGUGUCCGAGCUGCUGGGGGAAGACGCAGACUCCAUCUGCCGCCUCUACCCCCACCCUUGGAUCCAGCUGGGUCUGGAGGAGGGCUGCGGGGCCUGGGCACAGGGCGCCACCGAUGCCCAGCCCGUCUGCAGAGACGAGAGCGCGGUGGGCGGCGUGGAGCGGAUCCCGGCGCUGGUCUCAGAGCUGCAGCCGUCGAUGGCUCUGCUGGGAGCGUACCCGUUCAGCACGGUGAUGCCUCAGGGACGCUGUGUGUGGGACUGGCACACGGAAUACACUCCGGCUGGACCCGUUGCUGCCCCCAGCCUUAACCCGAAUGCUGAGGCAUGGACCAAUCACGCCUUUAGCUUGGAGGUCACAGGCCCCGCCCACCUCCAGACUGAGCAGCCAUGGCUGCAGUACCCCGAAGUUCUGACCCGUCAGGAAGGGUACGAGCUGCCGUUGCAGCUGGAGAACGCGGGCCUGACGGAGGCUGAGGUGGAGGCGGAUCUGAGUACACUGGAGUACCAGACGCUGUCUGCUGAAGCCGCUCUAGUCAACGGAGAGACACCUGUGAUAAAUGAGAGCAGCGACGAGCUGAGGAGCUUUUUGGAGUCCUGCCUGACCAGGGAGCACCUCGGUAACGACCUCUACCUCCACUCCCAGAUGGACAACGACCAGUAUGUUUCCAUAGCGACCCUGGCCAGCCUCGACAAGGUCAAGAGCCUCAGCACAGACGUGGAACUUAUCUCCAACAUCCUCCAAUCUCUGCCGCUGGUUGAGAUGGCUCCGUGUGGACAGAAGGUCCGGCCCGCUCAGAGCCGCUGCGUGGUCAUCCUGAGGGAGAUCUCCAACAGCACGCCUCAGGAGGAGGUGGAGUCUCUCUUUGAUGGGGAGAACGUGCCAAAGUUCCUGAGCUGUGAGUUUGUGAGCAACGAUAACUGGUUCAUCACCUUCAAGUCCGAAACCGACGCGCAGCAGGCCUACAAGUACCUCAGAGAAGACGUCCGGGAGUUUAAGGGAAAGCCCAUCAUGGCGAGGAUUAAGGCCAAAACCAUGGCCGUCACGUCCUUCGCUCCCAAAAACGGCUUCAGACCCCCCCAUCUGGACCAGUGCAGCAGUCAUUACGCCCCCUACUUCCCCCCUGGGACCUACCAGCAGCCCGGGCCCCCCGAUCCGCUCUAUGAUCUGGCCAGCGAGGCGUGGGCCUCUCCUGCCCCGGGGUACCAGGACUGCGUGCAGAACCAAACACUGAUGAACGACUUCAUGAACGGAUUCUCCAACUUGAGGCCGUACGCGAACAGGCCGAGGAGAGGCUCCAGGUGGUCCAACUCCAGAGACCGCUGGCAGUCCCGUCCCAACGAAACCCCCCCGGGGUCAGAGCAGGUGGCCCCCGGCACUCCACCGGCGCCGGGCAGAGGGAGGUCACGCGGCAACUGGCGUUGGCAGAGCAGAGGGGGGAGAGCGCCCUCUGCUGAUCGAGGAAGGAGAGCCAACUUCAGCCAGAGGAGGAGAGACGCCGCCAGGACCUGGGACCGAUCAGCUGAACCCACUCAGUUGCCUCCCUGCCUGCCGCCCCCCCCCCCUGAGCUCGGCCUCACCAGCUUCCCUCCUCUGCCUCCGGCAAAUACCGCCAUGACGACGGCAGCUGCAGCCAACGGCAACGCCAAGACUCCAGUGAGGAGCAGCAGCAGCACGAUUGUACCAGAGCCAACGGCGUCACCAGAGCCUGAGCAGACCUCAGACCAGAAGGAGAAGGAGCGAGCAGCGGCGACCACGGAGGCCCGAGACCCUCCGCUGACCCAGGACCAGCUCUUGGAGUCCAAGAGGCCGAGCUACGCCGAGAUCUGCCAGAGAGCGUUUUCCAAUGAGCUGCCGCCGCCCACUGACCCCGCCUCUCCAGAGGCGGAGCGCACCCCCACCUUUCCGGGCCAGCCCGCGGAACCGCUUCUGUUGCCACGGUGAUCGCAUCCAGUGGAGAAAAGCCACUUUUUCAGUGUCCUGGGUGUCAUACGGACAGGGAAUGUGUGCAUGUGAUGUGCUGUCAUUGGACCCGUCUGAGGCUUCUCCAUGAAGCCUCUUGGACCCGGACCUGCAGAGGAGGGCGCCGUGGGACCCGGACUCUCCGACCCCUCAGGGUGUCUGGCCCAGUUGAUCUGCAGAUCGACGUUCGUUCCACUGGUUGUAGUGUUCUCUCUGUACAGGAUGUUCCUUGACUUUGUUUGUGUUCCACACAUGUGCGUCGUUCUCUGAGUCGUUCUGUUCCAACCCGUCUCCCAGUUCGUUCCCGUAGACACUGGUGAGUACUGGGAGGAUUCAUUCGAUCACACUGAAAAGCACUGAAUUCCAGCUCUUUCUCUUUUUUAUUUCAUUUUAGAUUCGAUUGAAUGUCCCGUUUUUAUUUGUCUGGCUCCAGGCGACAUUCUCUCCCUUUAGAGACACCUUUUUAAACGUGAGCGGUGUCGUAGUUGUGGCAUGUGUUACUUUGUCUGUACGGGUGUACAUAUUAUUGAACAGAUAUUAAAAUGCCUUUUGAAGUUAGAA